Molecule: messenger RNA, 4497 nt
Organism: Linum tenue
Lineage: Eukaryota; Viridiplantae; Streptophyta; Magnoliopsida; Malpighiales; Linaceae
Source: the annotation of a GenBank genome assembly
CUCUCUCUCUCUCUCUCUCUCUCUCUUUCGCUUUCGCUUCUAGCUUAUUCUUUUUCUGGGCAGAGAGAGCUCUCGGGAAAGUUGUCAGUUCAUGAGGUAUGGAGCACAAAGUUGGAACCUUUUUCAUCUCCAGCUGAGCUAAAACCAGAAGGGUUAUCUAUUAUCAUCACUUCAUUUGCUGAUUUCUUGAACUGGUUCUCACUGUGAAUUUAAGAGAUUUAGGGUGAGGUAUUAUUUUUGCCUACUUUGGUUGGUCUCCUUUUUUGAAAUCCUUGGUUCUAUCUCUUUUUGGGAUUUGUUUUCAUUAGUUAAUUGCAGGUGGUGGGUUUAAAGUUCAGCAAGACUAAUGAUUCCAGGGUUUAUUGGAUUCCAAGCAAAAAAAGGUUUGAAGUGGGAGGUGGGUCUUUUGGAAUUGAUUUUUACUGGAAUAGUAAAACCAAGCAUGGUUUAGGUCUCCAUGGAAGUUCAUUUACAUGGUUGGCUGAAGGGUAGAAGGUAGUUUUUUAAGAAAGUUCAGAGGGAGAAGAUGAAGAGGAAGGAGACUCAAGAUUCAACAUCAAGCUCCACAACAAAUGGAAGAGCAAGGAGCAGCUGCUCAGCUCAAUCAAGACAAUCAGCACGUGCCAAAAUUGAUCAAACUCCAAUCGAUGCAAAGCUAGAUGAGGAGUUUGAGGAAUCGGAGCAGCACGCCUUUGACUACUCCACCUCGGUUAACCUCAACGCCUCAAAUUCCACCGGCAACAAUGUCCCUUCAUCUGAAGCAGUCUCAGCAUACCUCCAGAAGAUGCAAAGGGGCAGGCUCAUUCAGCCAUUUGGCUGCUUAAUUGCUGUUGAGGAACAAAGUUUCAAGGUCCUAGCUUACAGUGAAAAUGCUCAGGAGUUGCUGGACUUGGCACAGCUUGCUGUUCCAAGCAUGGGGCAGCAAGAGGCACUUGCUUUCGGUAUGGAUGUUAGAAGAUUCUUUCGUUCAUCUGGUUCAGCUGCCUUGCAGAAGGCUGCGAAUCAUCCAGAACUCAACCUCCUCAACCCGAUUUUAGUCCACUGCAAGACUUCAGGCAAGCCGUUCUAUGCCAUCCUUCAUAGAAUCGAUGUUGGGUUGGUUCUUGAUCUUGAACCGGUUAAUAUGUCCGACCUGCCAUUGACUGCUACUGGUGCAUUGACUUCUUACAAGAUUGCUGCUAAAGCCAUCUCGAAACUACAAUCUGUACCUAGUGGAAGUAUAAAUCUGUUAUGUGAUGUUCUAGUGAACGAACUUCGGGACUUAACAGGUUAUGAUAGAGUAAUGGUGUACAAAUUUCACGAUGAUGAGCAUGGUGAGGUUGUUGCAGAAUCUGUUAGGUCUGACUUGGAGCCGUAUCUUGGGUUGCAUUAUCCCGCUACUGAUAUCCCUCAAGCUUCGAGGUUUCUGUUUAUGAAGAAUAAAGUUAGAAUGAUAUGCGACUGCUUAGCUCCUUCUGUAAAGGUAACACAAGAUAAGAGCUUGGCUGAGCCAAUUAAUCUCUCCAGUUCAACUCUAAGAGCUCCACAUGGGUGCCAUGCUCAAUACAUGGCUAACAUGGGUUCCAUUGGAUCGCUAGUCAUGUCUGUUACUAUUAAUGAUAAUGAAGAUGGGAAUGACAUGGAAAGUGAUCUGCAGAUGGGGAGAAAGCUGUGGGGGUUGGUUGUUUGUCAUCAUACAACGGCGAGAUUUGUUCCAUUUCCGUUGAGGUACGCCUGUGAGUUCUUGAUUCAAGUUUUUGGUGUUCAGAUUAGUAAAGAAGUGGAGAUUGAAGCUCAGAGGAAAGAGAAGCACAUCAUACAAACUCAAACUUUGCUCUGUGACAUGCUUCUUAGAGAUGCUCCUGUAGCAAUUAUGACUCAGAAACCGAAUGUAAUGGAUCUUGUUAGAUGUGAUGGAGCUGCACUUCUCUAUAGGAAGAAAUGUUGGCUGCUGGGAGUUUCCCCGAGCGCUGAACAGAUGAAGGAUAUGGUGGAAUGGUUGCUUGAGUAUCAUGGUGAUAGCACAGGGUUAACUACGGAUAGUAUUAUGGAAGCCGGUUAUCCAGGAGCUUCAGUUCUUGCUGAUGCAAUUUGUGGCAUGGCUGCUAUAAGGAUAACUUCAAGAGACUUCCUCUUUUGGUUUAGAUCUCACACGGCGAAAGAGAUCAAGUGGGGUGGUGCGAAACACGACCCUGAUGAUAAGGACGGUGGUCUGAGAAAGAUGCAGCCGAGAUCUUCAUUCAAGGCAUUUCUAGAGGUGGUUAAGUGGCGGAGCUUGCCUUGGGAGGAUCUUGAAAUGGAUGCUAUUCAUUCUUUACAGCUGAUAUUGAAAGGCUCAUUGCAAGAUGAAGAUUUGGUCAAUGAUGAUUCGACAGUGAUUGUUCGUGUUCCUCCAUCAUCGUCUGAUAAGAGAAUCCAGAGGGUGGAUGAGUUGAGGAGAGUGACGAAUGAGAUGGUUCGUGUAAUAGAAACGGCUGCUGCUCCCAUCUUUGCUGUUGAUGGUUCAGGUUGUGUAAAUGGGUGGAAUUCAAAAGCAGCCGAACUUACUGGAUUGAGUGUAGAACAAGCAAUUGGAGUGCCUUUGGUUGAUAUUGUCGACGGCGACUCGAUUGAUGUGGUCAAAUCUGUUCUGUUGUUAGCUUCUGGAGGCAAAGAAGAGAAGAACAUGGAAAUCACCUUCAGAACGUUCGGUCCUAAGGAAAACGAUGGCCCGGUCUAUCUCGUGGUUAGUGCAUGCUGCAAUAGAGACGUCAAGGGAGUGAUAGCAGGGAUCUGCUUUGUCGGGCAAGAUCUCACUCGACAGAAGAUGGCCAUCGAUCAAUACAACCAUGUCAAGGGAGACUACCUAGGAAUCAUUCGGAACAAGUCUUCCCUCAUACCCCCCAUUUUUAUGAGCGACGAGCAUGGCAAAUGCAUAGAGUGGAAUGAAGCAAUGCAGAGUUUAACUGGCUUGAAGAGGGAAGAAGCUGUCGAUCGAUUACUUCUCGGUGAAGUUUUCUCCGCUGGUGAUACCUCUGGCUGCUGCCGGGUCAAAGGUCAUGACACUUUGACCAUGCUAAGGAUCUUACUGAACCAGGCACUCGCGGGCCAGGAUUCGCAGCCAUUGUUGUUCAGUUUAUUUGAUCAGCAUGGUAAAGAUCUCGACGCUGUAGUUUCUGCAAACGGGAGAACCAAUGGUGCAGAGGGUCGAGUUUCUGGCGUGCUAUUCUUUUUAUACGUACCGAGCAGAGAAUUACAGUAUGCUCUUCAGGUCCAGAAAAUCUCGGAACAGGCUGCAUCUACUAGUCUCAACAAGCUUACGUAUGUUCGUCAGGAGGUGCAGAAAGGCUUGAAUGGUUUGUCAUUUAUGCAUAAUCUAAUGAACAGUAGUGCAGAUUUGAACGAAGAGCAGAAGCAGCUUCUCAAGACAAACAAUUUAUGUCACGAACAGUUGACCACGAUAGUCAACGACACUGAUAUUGAGAAGAUUGAAGAACUGUAUCUGGAUCUUCGAACUGUAGAAUUUAAUCUUGCGGAAGCUUUAGACGUGGUAAUGAAGCAAGCAAUGAUAUUGAGUCGAGAACGAGGAGUUAAGGUUGUUUGUGAUUUCCCAGGUGAAGUGUCGUCCAUGAACUUGUAUGGAGAUAACUGGAGGCUUCAGCAAGUUCUGGCUGAUUUCUUGACGAAUUCAAUACUCUUCACCCCACGGUUCAAUGAAUCAUCAGUGUUGUUUAAAGUAGUGUGCCGGAAGGAACGAAUGGGAGUUAAAGUGCAGAUUGUCCACCUCGAGUUUCGAAUAAGCCAUCCAGCCCCUGGUGUGCCUGAAGAUUUAGUACGGGAGAUGUUUCACUCCCGGGGUAGAGGUACCUCGAGGGAAGGUCUCGGCCUUUACAUGAGCCACAAGCUUGUAAAGGUCAUGAAUGGAAAUGUGCAGUACCUCAGAGAAGCAGAAAGUUCAUCGUUCAUUGUUCUAAUUGGGCUCCCUCUUGCCACCCGGAUUGAUCCAUUGAAGCAGCCCCCGAGGCUUAAAGAGUCGGGAUGAUGAUGAGUGGAAGAAUAUAUACAUCCAUACAACUUUUAAGAAGGUACAAGGGACCAGGAUGCCUUGUGCUGCAAGUAACCUUGCUUAGACUAUAUAUAUAUAUAUUCCUUUUCUGGCUAUCCAAGCAUUUCGUGGGAUGUGAAUCUGCGGGGAAGCCGAGAAAUACGGGCAGUUACCACGGGAGAGCUGCAAGUGCAGGCUUGUUACAUUGUAUACUCUUUUACUCUGUUAUGAGUUGUAACUUGUAAGAAUGGUAGUAUGAUGCGAGUGGCGAUUCUUUUGUUUUUUUAGUUUAACGUUCCAAUGAGAAGCUUAAGCUUCGAAUCUGCCUUUCCUGUUCGUUGGAUGAGCUUAAUCGGCCAAAGUUAUGGCAUCUCUAAAAUGGGGUUUUCGUGAAGGGGAGAUGAUUUGUUUCCUCUUGGAGAUACAGCCAGGAAAUGGAUUCUGAACCGUGUAAAUAUAUCUUGCAAAUGAUGUGCAGUAAUGUUCUGUCAUGU